AUGUCAUCUGACUGCUACUUUGCCAACCCUUCUUUAAAGUCUACAACACAGUCAACGCAAUCUCAAGUUACAAAUACCACGAAUAACACGCAAGUCUUACAACCAGCAGUGUCGAGAAAUAGCAUUGAGCCAUCGAAAUCAGGAAACAACCAAUCUGUUGCGAAGUCUUCGCGGGUGGUUGACAAGUCAGUUUCGUGUUACUCGUGUGUAUAUAAUGCAUCGGGUGUAUGCAAUAAACAAAGGAAAACAUGCCAGGAACCUAAUGCAACCUGUUUUCAUUUGGAAGUGGAGUAUAAGAAUAACACAUCAUUCCGCAGUAAAGGUUGUACUGCAAUCAAUGAAACGUGCUCCAAUUUUUGUGCGUCUCUCAAUCAAACUGGGCAAGUCAAGAAUUGCUCUUCAUCUUGCUGUAGUCACAGCUUGUGCAACGACAAGAGCGACAAAAACGUCAACAACGGCAAAGGUUCCGCUUUGAUUGUCCAUCUGGCUGGUUGGCUUCUUCCCUUUGCGCAAGGAUUAAUCUUUUUGAUGGUAAUUCGUUAAAAUGUAAACGCGGCUUCUUCAUUUUGACACAUUUGCACGACAAUUUAAUAGCUAUAUUAGUGACAUACCUGUAUUGUGACAUAACUGUAAUAAAUAACCGUGUGGUUUAUAUAAAUAAAACAAAAGUCGGAUGCUUUCUCUUUACGAA
Xenia sp. Carnegie-2017 is the source of this 691-nucleotide messenger RNA. RefSeq lists its product as uncharacterized. The record is from RefSeq and is a predicted model, not a curated record. Bases 1 to 543 code for a protein of 180 amino acids. The transcript is spliced from 4 exons. NCBI's taxonomy places the organism in Eukaryota, Metazoa, Cnidaria, Anthozoa, Malacalcyonacea, Xeniidae.